Penicillium angulare is the source of this 1047-nucleotide messenger RNA. RefSeq names its product TauD/TfdA dioxygenase family protein. The transcript has 5 exons. The record is from RefSeq and is a predicted model, not a curated record. Gene Ontology annotation, molecular function: 2-oxoglutarate-dependent dioxygenase activity. Lineage: Eukaryota; Fungi; Ascomycota; Eurotiomycetes; Eurotiales; Aspergillaceae. Bases 1 to 1047 code for a protein of 348 amino acids. Gene Ontology annotation, cellular component: cytoplasm.
AUGCAUCCGCCAGCCCGCCAGCAUUCAUCGGGGUCACUCGACCAGUUCGAGCCUGUUAUGGUGACUCCAGUGAUUGGAAAUGAGUUCACAAAGGAUACCUGUAAUAUCGUUGAUGAUAUUCUACAUGGUCCCGAUGCUGAAGCCCGCAUUCGUGAUCUUGCCAUCAUGAUUGCCGAACGCGGAGUGGUUUUCUUCCGAGCCCAAGACAACCUUACCAACGACCUACAGAAAGAGCUCAUCCUGCGCAUGGGUGAGCUGACCGGUCGUCCUUCCGAUCACGGCCUACACAUUCACCCAGUGACGAACGAUGCUCGUGAAUUCGGUGACUCAGAUCCUUCAAUUAGCACUAUCAACUCCGAGGGCCGGAAGAAACUCUACAAGGACACGCCCUAUACACAGCAGGCGGCUGUUUGGCACAGUGAUAUCGGGUUUGAGAAAGCGCCUGCUGAUUUCUCCUCUCUGCGCUUGGUGCAAUUACCAAAGACUGGGGGUGAUACACUUUGGGCUUCGGGGUAUGAGAUCUAUGAUCGUAUUAGUGAGUCUUAUCAGAAGUUUUUGGAAACUUUGACUGCAAAGCAUGAUGGUGUUGGAUUUAGACGGAUGGCUGAAACGGGGAAAUUUCAACUUUAUGAGAAGGAAAGAGGAUCUUCGGUUAACAUUGGGCCGACACUUUGUGCAGAACAUCCUGUCGUUCGAACUAACCCAAUCACUGGUUGGAAGUCUAUUUUCGCAGCUGGAUCUUUUCCAACUGAAAUCAUCGGAUUAAAUCGCAAAGAGAGCGCGGCAAUGCUACAAUGGUUUCACGAUCUUAUUACCUAUGGCCAUGAUCUUCAAGUUCGAUUUAAGUGGAAUAGCCCGAAUGAUAUCGCUAUUUGGGACAACAGAAGUGUCUUCCAUACUGCGACUGCGGAUCAUGAAGGGUUUGGACCACGGAGUGGUAAUCGAGCUGUAGGUGUUGGGGAGAUCCCUUACUUUGACCCGUCCAGCAAGUCGAGGCGCGAGGAUUUGGGCAUUCUGGAUGAUUUGGCUCCUGCCCAUCGCGUCUGA